UUCCAGCAGGUCAUGUCAGUUCAUCCAGAUCUUCACCAGCACUAUGUGCGGGCCUGCCAAAACUUGGGCCAACCUGAAAACCCCUUCAUUGCUCAUGCGCUUCAAGAAGCUGAUAAAAAUGAUAAAAUAUGGACAGAAGGGAUCACAUUAAAAAUAGCUGGAAAUAAUCGUCUAGUGCCUGUGCAGAGAGUUACAGAUGACGAUCUUCAAGUUCUUGCCUCUGUCUUAUGCAAUACUGUAUUUGUCACAGGUUUGGAUCUUAGGUGUAAUACAUUGACUGAUGCUGGAGCAAAGCACGUGGCAACAUUACUCCAGGAAAACUCCACUCUGCGGUACCUUAACCUGAUGCUUAAUGAUAUUGGCACAAGUGGAGCAGAGCUGAUAGCAGGAGCACUCCGCAGGAAUGAAACUCUUGUGUAUUUGAGAAUGACUGGAAACAAAAUAGGAAACAAAGGUGGGAUGUUCUUUGCUUCCAUGCUACAAAUUAAUUCAACCUUAGAGAACCUGGAUCUUGGAGACUGUGAUAUGGGGCCGCAGUGUCUAAUAGCAAUAGCAACAGCCCUGACUCAGAACAAAUCAGUCAAAGCAAUAAACCUGAAUCGUCCUUUACUAUACAGCCAAGAGGAAGAGACCACAGUACAUAUAGCUCUGAUGUUGAAAAAUAACUCUGCUCUUGUGGAACUACAUUUGUGCAAGCAUGAAAUGAAAAACUUUGGUGUAGAACGACUGUGUGAGGCGUUGUAUGAAAACUCCAGCCUGAGAUACCUUGAUCUUAGCUGUAAUAAAGUAACCCGUGAUGGUGUAAAAUUUUUGGGAGAACUACUAAAACGCAACCAAACCCUGGAAAUCCUAGAUCUUAGUGCAAACCGAAUAGAAGAUGAUGGAGCUCUCGACCUGAGUGAAGCCUUGGCUUUGUACAACAGGACUCUUCGAGCGUUGUCAGUAGUAAGCAACAACAUAAGUGGCAAAGGACUUGUAGCUCUUUCAGAUGCAAUGAAAACAAACACGGAACUUUCCUAUAUUUACAUUUGGGGGAACAAAUUUGAUGAAGCCACCUGUAUGGCAUUUUCAGAAUUAAUUCAGACGGGCCGCUUGAAACCUCAUUGCACAGAUGUGGAACCGUAUGACGUGGAUGGGCACGUUCACCUUGCGGAGCUCUCCCACGGCCUCAGGAAGCAUUACUACUGGACACCAAGUUGUGGGGAGGUGAUGAACAAAGAUGCUAAUGCCAGCCUGGCAAUUGCAGCGGUUUCAGAGUACUUGUGAGUGAGGUCGCGGCUGGAUGCGCUCCAGAUGGGGGAAGUUUUCCUAUCAUCUGCUUUCCAGUAAAAUAGAUUAUACCAGUAGCAAGCUUGCUUCAUGUUGUGUCUUCAGGGUCUUUAGUCUAGAAGGAAUCUAAAAAGACUUGAAGUGGCAUUAGAGGUAAAAUACCAAACCAGUGACCUUAAAAUUUGCUGCUAGAAAUGCCCAAGCUAUUCAAAGCCUAUGAAUGUGAAACAUGUUCAUUUUGCUGCAGUCAUUUCUAUUGCACGCUAUCUCCUUCCCUUACUGUGACUAGCUGUAGUUCCAGGCUUCUCAGGUGAUAGAUGAAUUUGGUGAAAUAGGACGCUAAGAAGAAAAGAUUUUCACCACAGCAUAGCGCGCUGAGUGACACCAGGCGUUCCUAGCAGUAACGGGGAGGAGAACAGUUGCUGUGAAGGCAUGCAACGAGACCACAGCAGCAGCACAGACGCGUGAACUGAACUCCUAGCAAGCUGAACUACACCACUCUGUUUAGGAGACCUUCUCAGAGCAGGAUUUUUAUCAAGUGCUGCUUCUUUCAAAAAGAUGCCAGGGCUGGUUCAGGGCAGCAGCAGAGCCUAUGGAUAGAGUACCAUGACCACAGGGUCCUCUUCCCCAUGGCAGCCGCAGAGGAAGAGCAGUCGUUGCCCUUCUUGGGCUGUGGUCUCUGCAGUCAGGCCUCCAUGCGUCAGGGAGAACCCACAGGUAAUGUUCUUGCAUC
Messenger RNA from Egretta garzetta (little egret), 2002 nucleotides. RefSeq names its product leucine rich repeat containing 34 (gene LRRC34). The record is from RefSeq and is a predicted model, not a curated record. The transcript has 10 exons. Gene Ontology annotation, molecular function: protein binding. Bases 13 to 1266 code for a protein of 417 amino acids. NCBI's taxonomy places the organism in Eukaryota, Metazoa, Chordata, Aves, Pelecaniformes, Ardeidae.